Messenger RNA from Cyprinus carpio (common carp), 3527 nucleotides. RefSeq names its product growth factor receptor bound protein 2a (gene grb2a). Gene Ontology annotation, molecular function: protein binding. The record is from RefSeq and is a predicted model, not a curated record. Lineage: Eukaryota; Metazoa; Chordata; Actinopteri; Cypriniformes; Cyprinidae.
GAGAACUGGAACAACCAUUCUCUUGUUUUGUUGCAGUACCAAUCUGUACUGCAAUCUUUAACGCGAGAUUAAAAGGUUUAGAUAAGAGGAUACGCGCGUUUAAAUCAAAUCUCUGAUCUACGGUGCACCGUUGAUUUGUGUAGUUUCACUAUUAAUACAGGGUGGGAAGUAGACCUUUCCAUCUUUGCGGACUAUAACAAGAAGGAAGCGGAAAUUAACAGCCCGUUUGCUUGUUUUUCCCGGAGUCGGAAAAAAUAACUGCUACCGUAAGCCCUAUGAACAUGAUUUUACUGUUUUAAAAUCAUAGUAUUUCUAUGUAGUUCUUUAUUUCACUGCGUAAGAGGGAUCGGAGAGGGAGACUGCACCUCUGUGCGCUAGGUUGUCAGCACCCAGAUAAGGAAGAUCUGUCACUCCACGGUCAGCAGUGACAAGGACAGAUAUUAGGAGACUGAAUCAGAUCAGUCAGGGCUGUUAUAUUCUGCCUAUAGAAGCACUUCCUCCUGGGGCUUUAUAUCUGCCUCACAUCCACACAGCCCAUGCCAUGGAGGCAAUAGCUAAAUACGAUUUCAAAGCUACUGCAGAUGAUGAAUUAAGUUUCAAGCGAGGAGAGAUUUUAAAGAUUUUAAAUGAAGAAUGUGACCAGAACUGGUACAAGGCAGAACUCAAUGGAAAAGAAGGAUUCAUCCCUAAAAAUUACAUAGAAAUGAAGCCACACCCCUGGUUUUAUGGGAAGAUUCCCCGUGCAAAGGCAGAAGAAAUGUUAAAUAAACAGAGACACGAUGGAGCUUUUCUCAUUAGAGAGAGUGAGAGUGCACCUGGAGACUUCUCGCUGUCUGUCAAAUUUGGGAAUGAUGUCCAGCACUUCAAAGUCUUACGGGAUGGAGCAGGAAAAUACUUCUUGUGGGUGGUCAAAUUUAACUCAUUAAACUCUUUAGUGGAUUAUCAUCGGUCCACUUCUGUGUCCAGGAAUCAGCCCAUUUUCCUCAGGGACAUUGAACAGGUACCACAGCAUUCUACAUAUGUUCAAGCUUUGUUUGACUUUGACCCUCAAGAGGAUGGAGAGCUGGGUUUCAGGCGUGGAGAUUUUAUCCAGGUCCUGGACAACUCGGAUCCUAAUUGGUGGAAGGGGGCUUGUCACGGACAGACCGGAAUGUUCCCUCGCAAUUAUGUCACACCUGUCAAUCAAAACAUGUAACUUGCAGAGAAAAUGUUUGCUUGCUUAAAGCACCUGUGGACAUCGAGCUGGGUUGCCAUGGAAACAGAAACCACAGAGUGAUGGAGAGAAAAGGCUCAAUUGGUGACGUUGAUGUCGAUUGGCUGGAAAAAUAAAGACUGUGCUGUUUGGAGUGGUUGACAUUUUAAGAAGCACUAUUGGCUAUGUGAGGAAAAAUGCUCCAGACUGAUAUUUCGUUCAUGUACUGUUUUACAUCAGCUUUGCUUUAUAUGCAACUUUAUUUCAUGUUAUAUGACAUCAGCUGUACUAACUAAAAAUUUUAUUUUUUGUGUGAAGGAAAUUUACAAUAUCACAAUCACAAUACUGGUACAAUUUUGCACCAAGAUUCAUUUUAAACACCAUGUUAUGUUUGAUUUGUAUUGUUCAAAUCCAUCACGCAUUUUUCAUGCUUGAUUUUUGUAUUCAUCUUUUGUCAUCUUUCCAGAAGUAGUGUUACCAUGUUAUUUGGUGUGGGAUUGUCAAGCAUAAUUUCAUCAUGCCAUAUAAUUUUAUUUCCAUACCAUAGUCAAAUUAACUUACAUGUAGUCAUCUUUUUUUCUUAAAGGGAUAGGUCACCCAAAAAUGAAAAUUCUGUCAUUAUGUUAGGGUGACCAUGCAUCCUCUUUUUCCUGGACAUGUCCUGGCCGGGAUUUCUAAAUUGUCUAAGAUGUGCAUUUAUUUGACCGUUCUCUGUAGAUCCCACCUUCUCACAUGCCGUGAUUGGAAUGUGUGUUUGGUGUGCAAAAUGUGUGUUUGGCUUGAAGUUGUGUGGACCGAUCGGUGUGUGAACAUAGAUGUGUAAAGCUGCCCCAUUCGACCGCUCCAAGCACUUAGAAGCGUUCGCCAUCUUGUAACGUCAACUUGACAUAAUUCACCAUACUAUGGGUUCGCAGACCAUCGGCUGUGCAGGAUUGUGGCAUCUUUGAUUAUUCAUUGAUUACUAUGAUGAAUGACGUCAAGUUGACCAUUACAAUAUGGCAGACGGCUUGCAUAUAGCGAUCCAUGGAAACAGUUGCUAAUGAGCCAUCUACAUAUAUGUGUGUGUGUGUGUGUGUGUGUGUGUGUGUGUGUGUGUGUGUGUGUGUGUGUGUGUGUGUGAGAGAGAGAACAAAGUACCAUGAGAGUGAUUUGACAGCAUGCUGAGCAUCUGCUCUCUAUGGUACUUAUGCUCUCAUGGUACUUUUAUGUAAAACACAGAUCAGUCUGCGCAGCGUCUCUUCAAGCCAAACACACCUGUAACCUGGACAAUUUAGGCAACCCCUAAAUCCCAGCCAGGACAUGUCUGAGAAAAAGAGGACACAUUUAUGAGUACAUUAUGUACAGUACUCAUCCUCAUUUGUUCCACAUGUGUACAAUUUUUUGUGUGUAGAAGAAAUAUUCAAAAUGUGUUCAGAAUAUUGGUAUUUGUGUUGCAGGUUUGGAACAUCAUGAAGGUGAUGCCAAAAUUGUUAUUUUUGGGUAAACUGUCCCUUUAAAUCAAAAUAGCUUGAAAGUAAUGUAAUGGUGCCAAAGCCUCUGUAGCAGAUCAGUGAUCAAAUGUAACACAUUUGGAGCAUUUAAUGAAGCCCUUUAAAAUGGUACUCGGUAUAUGAUUCUUUUGGGGAUUUUCAUAGAGUAUGGUGGUUACUCUAGAUUAUUCCUGAAUAAAUUAAACAGAAUAAAGAUAUUUCCAGUGAAAAUUCCCAGUGCACUUGUACAGAUCUUUUUUGUGUGUGAAUAUCAAAUGUUUGAUAUAUCUGCUUAGUAGUGAACAAAAUUCACUGAUCUAGACUUUGUGCCAUCUAGAAUGAUGCCAUAUAACUGUGCUGACAAAGGGCUGGACUUGCUCAGAUGGUAGGAAUUUUGUUGUAAUGUCAUGAAAGUUGUAAUGUCAUUAAAGUUCCUUACCACACUUUACAGGGGCAUUAGAUGCCUAUUUUUGUAGCUGAGGGCUGUAUAAUGUUCAUGAUGUCAUUUGAGGAUGUUUAUUUUUGUUUCUGUUUUUGAGUUUGAGUUUUUUCUUUAUGUGGCCCUGGUUUACUACAAGAAAACAAUCAAGUGUAUGCAUCUGUAAGCCACUUUUGAAUGCUGAAUUGUUUUUUUAUCUUAAAAUUGGAAAGCUAAUAUACAUCAAAGACUUGUAGUCGUUCAGUUUCUUUGUAAUUGUCAAGGUAAUUUUUCUUCAAAUUCAGUUUUUUUAAUGUUUGAUGUAUGAUUAGUUGUGUUGCUUGUACACUUAGAAAUGAGAUGUGUAUAUCUGUCAUAAUGGAAUAAUGUAUUAUGUUGAUACUAAACCAUUUCAUCAGCUGCAGUAAACCUCAACAAUAGAAAUAUA